Messenger RNA from Debaryomyces fabryi, 1899 nucleotides. RefSeq lists its product as uncharacterized. Gene Ontology annotation, biological process: protein phosphorylation. Gene Ontology annotation, molecular function: protein kinase activity; ATP binding. The transcript has a single exon. Bases 1 to 1899 code for a protein of 632 amino acids. NCBI's taxonomy places the organism in Eukaryota, Fungi, Ascomycota, Pichiomycetes, Serinales, Debaryomycetaceae. The record is from RefSeq and is a predicted model, not a curated record.
AUGAAUGACUAUUUGAGAGAUAUAGUAUCGCAGCAUCCAUUGUAUCUCACAAUGUGUAAAUGUGUCGAAGAUGAAAUGGAGAUGUACGAUUAUCAUGAUUUUUUCCCACAUUGGAGGGAGAUAAUAGUGAAUUACCAGAUUCUAAUCCAAGAAUUGUUCAAGCUAGAGAGAUGGGAAGUAGCAGAUUUUACUACAGAUGUACAAUUUCAAUAUCAAAGUUUUGUAUAUGAGUUGAGGAAAGGCUAUCCACAACAAGUGAAGAGACUUUUCAGGUUGAUUUUGUCGCUUCCUAUGUGUGAAUACGAAAUAAAACCUAACGGUAAUUAUACUAGCAGUGGUAGCAAAGGAAGCUCUAACAAUUACAACAAACAAUUUCCCCAUUUUAGGUGCGAUGACAGCUAUUUAACGAAGAUAGAAGAUGAUGAAGCAGGUUACACGAUCAGAGAGAUCAUUAAUCAAAUUGAAAAUAAACAAAUGGAAAAAGCUUUAACUAAUUUUGCUUUCAAUGAAUACGAAACAAUUUCUCCUAGUGGAUCACCAGAAGCUCCUUAUAAACUAGCAUUUCUUAUUUAUUUGAUAAAGCCAAUAUGCUCAAUGUUGAAAAUGACCUUAGGUAUUGUGACAAAAGUUGAGACUGAAAGACCAACAAUAUGGCACCGUCCGUUAGAUAUUAUGGUUAACUUCACACUUCGAACGGACAUAGUUAUUAGUAAAGGGACCCUAGUGUACUGUGUUACAGAGGUUAAGAAGUAUCCUCUUUUGGCUAACUAUAAUGGCGAACCAUUAGACGGAAUAAGAAGCCUUUUUUCUCACAAAAACGGAAUAAUGAAACAGUUGAUAUGCGAGAUGCUAUACUUUAGGACCAACAAGGGUAUUAUCACAGACUCUUAUAUCGUUGUGUUUGUUGAACUAGACCUUGAUUCUUUCGAACGGAAUGUCCUCAAUCUGAGACCAGUGAAAACGUUCAAGGAGGAGAAAAUAGUUCCAAUAAAGUAUCUGAUUCGAGAUUGCCAUUCAGCUAAACCUACGUUGCGAGAAUCACUAUUGGCAUACAUAUAUAAGUCAAUAGAGGCAGAUUCUGAGAUGGAAAUCAAACGAGACAGGGUUCGCAAAUUAGAAGAACAUCUAAAGCUAUCUGGAGAAGCAUUGACAGUUGCUAUUUUGAGUGAGGAUAGUUUGGACCUGUCGGAGGGCUCACGAAGUCGCCCCAGCACAAGAAGUACGAACAUGUCCGUGCUAGAAUCUGUUAACGAAAUAAACGAAGAUGAAGAAGUAGAAGUUGGCGAAAUAUCUAUCGAUGUGCCUAGGGAUAGCAGCAACUACGUGCUAAUGCAAAAUUCAGAUGAAUUUAAUUCACAAUUAGUUAAGCUAGAAGCUUCUUAUUUCAAGAAAUUUAUGUUAGAACAGAUCGACGAUAACGAGACUCUAGUUGCAAAGGUGUAUGAUCCGCGCAUGGCUAACCUAUAUGAAUUUAGAGGUUAUACUUUUGAAGAAAAGAAAGGCAUAUGCUAUGAAUGGUACCGCACCGAACGGACUUGUUAUACUAUCCUAUUCAGAGAUCCAGAAUUCAAAAGUUGUUAUGUACCUCAAAAAAUGGGACAAAUCAUGGUCACCAUGGACAAGCUGUACGUUGCGAAAGGGUACUGCAACAUAUUUCGAUACAUCGAAAAAGUGCCAUUACCGAAGGACCAGGAGACAUACGAGAAGGCCAAGAAGCAAUUGGAGGUAAUUCACCGGAACGGAAUCGUACACAGGGAUAUCAAAGAGGAUAAUAUUCUCUGUACGAAAGAAGGUCAAGUAUACAUCAUUGAUUUUGCACUAGCUAAGCCCAGUGUUAAUACUUAUGAUAGUGGACUGGAGCAGCUAGACCUUUGUGCUUUAGAGCUUGUGUUUAAAUGA